Mollisia scopiformis is the source of this 987-nucleotide messenger RNA. Its product is annotated as coatomer zeta subunit. Gene Ontology annotation, cellular component: COPI vesicle coat. The record is from RefSeq and is a predicted model, not a curated record. Gene Ontology annotation, biological process: intracellular protein transport; intra-Golgi vesicle-mediated transport; retrograde vesicle-mediated transport, Golgi to endoplasmic reticulum. Bases 45 to 638 code for a protein of 197 amino acids. Lineage: Eukaryota; Fungi; Ascomycota; Leotiomycetes; Helotiales; Mollisiaceae. The transcript has 3 exons.
CCGCCAAACUUCAUACCAUUCCACCACAACCACAUACCGACAAGAUGGCUCCCUCCAUGGAUAUGACAGCCGUGAUCGCGAUCAUCAUCCUCAACUCAGAAGACGGGUCCCGCAUCUACGAGAAAUACUACAACGUCCCCCACCGCAAUCCCCACGGAGCCACCGUGCGCUCACAAGCCUAUCCCGACGUCAAGUCCCAAAAAGCUUUCGAAAAGGGCCUCCACGAAAAGACCGCCAAGCAAACCUCCGAUGUCAUCCUCUACGACAACAAAAUCGUGCUCUACAAAUCCGAAAGCGACGUGAUGAUGUACGUCGUUGCAGGCCUGGAGGAGAACGAGAUUAUGCUCUAUAAUGUGAUCUUGAGUUUGAGGGAUAGUUUACAUUUAUUGUUCAAGCAAUCGGUAGACAAGCGUACGAUUAUCGAGAAUUACGAUCUGGUUGCUCUCGCCAUUGACGAAAUUGUGGACGAUGGUGUUAUUUUGGAGACGGACCCGACGAUCAUUGUGCAAAGAGUUAGCAAGGCGCCCACACAGGAUGUUACGCAAUUGAAGGGCAUUGAUUUGAGUGAGCAAGGCAUGAAUAAUUUAGCACAGUUUGGAAAGGCGAAGUUGGGUGAUUGGUUGAGACAAGGUCUAUGAACUGGGUGGUAUUCUUGCUCUGGAGAGAUUGGUCCUGUGGCAGACCGAUAUCUAGGCGGUGACUUGAGGAAAGGCAGCUCAUAGAGUCUCAGGAGUCUAUAUCAGAGUCCAUAGAGUGGCUACGGGGCGAAGUCAUAGGUGACAUACGAAAAGCUUGGGAGUAGACUGGAGUUCUGGUGCAGCAUUUCCUGGCGCGGAAAGCUCGAUCUGAAUUUAACUGAAGCAUUGCAAUCUGCAAUAGCUGGUAUCUAUUCUAUUACUUCUCGAUGACAGUUGCUGCCUUGCGAAGCCUAUUCAUAACUGCAGCAGCAAUGUCUCCUUCGUCCUCUAUACCCUCGACAUAUAUAAC